AUGCGGGAAUUACUUCAAUCAGUUAGUGGUAAUUUUGACGAUCGAGAAGCAGAAAUAACUCGUUCUGCACAAAAAUUAACAACAACAAAGAGUGCGCAAUUGGUAUCAACACGACCAAAGAGUAGCACAAGUGUUUUGCAAAAAAUGGCUAUAGCUCUUGAUAAUUCUCGACGAUGUUAUCAUCAAAUAUCUUCUACAAUUGGUACCAAUAUUACUACUAAUACUGCUACCACCACUACCGCUAUUACUGAUGGUCAACAUUAUAGAAAUGGAGUUAGUAUCAGUGCUGAUGAUGAUCCUGAAGUGGUACAACGGUUAAGUUUUGUGAGCUCAUCAACUGGUUACAGUUCAGCUCGAAGUAGUUUGAGAAGUUCCGAAAUAAGCGAUGAUACUGUUCAUCCAAUUAAUGCUUCUGCUAGCAAGAAAUUGCUAACACAGGAAUCAUCAUUAUCAGAAAUACGUCGUCUAAAAUUGUUAAACAGUGGUACACUAACACAAUUGGAUCGGAUUGCCAUGGAGUUAUUGGAAACGGAACGUUCUUAUGUUAAUGAUCUCAAUGACAUUAUACAGGGAUAUUUGAAUUUUUUGGUGGAUCAUCGGGAAGAAUUCGAAAUGACCGUAGACGAUAUUUCCAAUACAUUCGGUUGCAUUGAACGUAUCUUUUUGUUCAAUAAAAAAUUGUAUCACGAUUUGGAUGCUGCUCAAUUAAGCGUCGUUUCAAUGGCAAAAUGCUUAUCAGAUAACAUGGAUGGUUUCAAUGAUUAUGUUAUGUAUUGCACCAAAUAUCAAAUAAUGAUUGAAACACUGUCAGUGUUAUUGAAAAAUAAAAGAGUAGCAGAAACUUUAAGAGUUCGUCAAGCUAUCCUUGGACAUUCUCUUCCACUCAGUGCAUAUCUAUUGAAGCCAGUACAACGAGUACUCAAAUAUCACCUUUUUCUUGAAAAUAUCCUAAAAGCUUCAGUGGAUUCCAAAGCUCUAUCAGAUGGUGAUCGAGCUGUAAUUUUGCAAGCCCUUCAUUGCAUGACUUCACAAGCGGAGAAAAUAAACGAAGAGAAGAAACGUGUUGAGCAUCUGGAACGUGUACGUGAGCUUCAGAAUGCUCUCCAUAAGUGGUGUAUCGAUGAGAAAGAAGAUCUGUCGAAAUAUGGCGAUUUGCUUUUGGAAGCUACCUUUAAGCUAGCUGGUGCUAAAACUAAUCGACAAUUAUUUUUAUUCGAGGAAAUGUUGUUGAUUGUGAAAGAGCGAAAUGGUGCUUUGAUUUGUAAGGAUUAUAUUAUGUGUUCAAGCUUAAUGCUAAACGAAUCGAUAUCUACUGAUCCAUUGGCAUUUCAAGUUCUCUCCUAUGAUAAUCCAAAGAUUCAAUAUACAUUCCUCGCUUCCAGUAUGGAUCAGAAGCGGCAUUGGAUGAAGGAAUUAAAACGAAUGAUGUUAGAUCAUUACGCAAUUCAAAUACCGGAGAAAACUAAAAUGUUGAUGCUUAGUUUAAGCGAUGACUGUUCAAAAUCAAUUGGCUAUUCAAGCCAACAAAGUUUUGCGUUAAAUGUGAAAGGUAAUAAGAAAGUACCAAAGUAUCUUGAAAAGCGACGAAAAAGUAUUGAUGCUAAUCAAACAUUCCGUCGAUCAAAUGUUCGAAAACGAAGUUGUCCUGAUAGUAGGAAUAUUUUGAAAGCAUCAUCGACAGGAAAUCUUACUAAAGAAGUGGAGAUGUAUCAGGACGCUGAUGUUCCUCCGAAAACUACCGAUCAUUUUUGCAGUUUCAGUAACAUCAGCAAGCCAACUACAUCCACAUCCACGGAGAAUACCCAUGAAUCUGAAUGCGUUGAAUUAUCGAAACGUUCGAUAGCUUUUCAGAAUUUAUUUUCAAAAAAGAAAAAUAGUGAAACAAGCCGGAAAAAAUCAAACUGUGAGCGCAAAAAUAGUUUUGCCUCUCAUUUACCGCCAUCUAUUUUAAAGGAUAAUCGAACAAAAACAUCUUCGGACAGUGUACCAAAUACUGUUGAUAAACAAAAUUCACGGUGUCAAUGCUUGAUGACAAAUCCUAUUACAUCAAUUUAUCAAGCAUCUCACUCCAUUUGUCCUCAUCCGAGUUCAAGUUGUUGUGCGCAGAAACAUUUCGAUGAUACGAUGGAUAUUUUAUAUGGAGAAUUGCAAUUGUUAAUGAAGAAUGUGGAAAAUUUUAAUAAUACUGGUGAAGGCAACAGGCAAGAUGUUGAUAGGAGGAAUAUUGGGUCACAAAACGAAGUAACCAGCAGAGUUGAUGUCCCUGCUAAUGAAAGUAAAGAUAAAGAUGACAUACCGGAAGAAUUGAAGAUACGUUCUCAUUCACUGAGUAAAUCUGAUGAAGAAACCCUCUUCGGUGGGAAGUAUGAAAUGGUUAAUAAUUUUAAAAAAAAUAGUCUGCCGUUUGCUACUGAUUUAUCGAGAAAUUUGAUGAACAGAACUUCAGCAACGGAAUGCAAUGCUUCUUACAAUCCUAUACCAGAAUCAGAAGAUUGUGAUGAACCGACAAGUGUUGUUUCAUGGAUUGAAUCACCACAUAUUAGUGAAAAAUUUCGUGGAUCAGGCUCCUACCAUAACGUCCAUCAUCGGCGGCGCUCAUCACAAGUAGCAGAACAGGUAUGGAGAUUACGACAUAGACAAACACAGGACCAUAAGGAUAGUGAAAAUAACACUGAUAAGAAACUAUUGAUUCCCUCGUUAACAAUGACAGAAAUGUCACCCAAGGAUACAGUAACCAGGAUAUCAAAACCAUCUCAAUCAGCGAUAUCAAAUCAUAACGUUGAUAGAAUUGAUCAUCGAUCUUGUGUUGCCAGGCAACGCACUCCACUUACGGUAGAGCAAUGUGCGGAGCUUGAUGGUGAGUUGGAUACGAAUUUUGGAGCUGUGAAAAGAUGA
This is a messenger RNA of Cercopithifilaria johnstoni, 2895 nucleotides long. NCBI's taxonomy places the organism in Eukaryota, Metazoa, Nematoda, Chromadorea, Rhabditida, Onchocercidae. The record is from the annotation of a GenBank genome assembly.